AUGAAUUCCUUCCAGGCCUCAGAAAACCUCUCCAGGGCCAAAACAUUCCCAUUAAACUGUUCCAGGGGGAACCUGUCAAAAACCUGUCCAGCCAACGACCUCCCGUCACGACAGGCGCUUAAAAUCCAGGGCCCGCAGCCGCCGACGUGUCCCGAUUACUUCCGUUGGAUCCACGAAGAUCUACGGCCGUGGAUGAAAUCGGGGAUCACCAAAGAAAUGGUGAUGGCUCCCAGAAAGGCUGCAAAUUUCCGGCCGGUGAUAGUAAAGGGGAAAGCCUACGUGGAAACGUACAGAAAAUCAUUUCAAACAAGGGAUACCUUCACAUUAUGGGGGAUCUUACAGCUGCUCCGGCGGUAUCCGGGUCGGGUUCCGGAUCUGGACCUGAUGUUCCACUGCGGCGACAUGCCGGUGGUGCUGAGGGAGAACUUCCGGCCGGGUGCGCGGCGGCAGCCACCGCCGGUGUUCAGAUACUGCGGGCACGAGGAGGCGUUCGAUAUCGUGUUCCCCGACUGGUCGUUCUGGGGGUGGGCGGAGAUCAACAUAAAGCCGUGGGGUUCAUUGGCAGGGGAGCUGAAAGAAGGGAACAGGCGAAUGAAAUGGGAAGAGCGGCAGCCCUAUGCAUACUGGAAAGGCAAUCCCCAAGUUUCCCAAACCAGGCUCGAUUUGCUCGACUGUAAUAUCACCUCGGCGCCCAAUUUCGAUUACAAAGCUCGAAUCUACAAUCAGGACUGGUUGAAGGAGCAAGAAGAAGGGUAUAAGAACUCUAACCUGGCCGACCAGUGCAUCCAUCGCUACAAAAUCUACGUCGAAGGCCGAUCCUGGUCCGUCAGCCAUAAGUACAUCCUCGCCUGCGAUUCCACCACGCUCCUCGUUCGCCCAAGCUUCCACGACUUCUUCUCCAGGAGUUUGCUCCCGCUCAAGCACUAUUGGCCGAUCACCGACGACGCCGCCGAGAUCUGCGCCUCGAUCCGCCGCGCCGUCGACUGGGGAAACGCAAAUCCGGCGGCGGCGCAGGCGAUCGGCGAGGAAGGCAGCCGAUUCGUGGCGGAGCAGGUGAAAAUGGAGUACGUGUACGACUACAUGCUCCAAUUGCUGAAGGAGUACGCGAAGCUGUUGAGGUACAGGCCGAGCGUGCCGGAGAAGGCGGUGGAGAUCUGCUCCGAGACGAUGGCGUGCGCGGCGGAAGGGCGGGCGAAGAGGUUCAUGGAUGAGUCGCUGGUGGAGCGCCCUGCGGUGGCGGCGCCGUGCGUUAUGCCGCCGCCUUUCGAUGCGGCGUCGUUUGGAGCGGUUUGGAGAAGGAAGGAGGAGGGAAUGGAAGGAAUGAAGAGUUGGGAAAGGGAAUAUGAAUAUCGCCGGGACCACAACCAAUUCUAA
Messenger RNA from Andrographis paniculata, 1374 nucleotides. RefSeq lists its product as uncharacterized. The record is from RefSeq and is a predicted model, not a curated record. The transcript has 3 exons. Bases 1 to 1374 code for a protein of 457 amino acids. NCBI's taxonomy places the organism in Eukaryota, Viridiplantae, Streptophyta, Magnoliopsida, Lamiales, Acanthaceae.